CCACGACGUCCGAUAUAUAUCUAGAAUAACAUUAUUUUUAGAUCAGUACGUUACAAAUCAUAGACUUGACAUUUAUUAUUUUCCUAAAUAUGGAUUUUCUUGACAACAAACGCUCGAUCUUUAUUUUAGCAAUAGUUGCUAUUACAAUCGUAGCCAAAAUUAAGGCGAAUGAUGGUGAAAUGCGGCCUGUUGAAAGUGUGCCUAUAUUGAAAACUUCUGCUGAAGAUACUAAAUAUUACCAAACUAGCGCACAUGAAGGCAGCAUACGGGUUAAGCGACAAUACGGAGGCUACGGAUACGACCCAUAGGUAUUACUAUGGCAGACGGCGUCCAUAUCCGCCUGUAAUAUUCGGCGGCAUAGGCUUCGGAGGACUAGGUUUCGGUUAUGGUGGUAGAGGAUAUGGUUAUGGCGGCAGAGGUUUCGGAGGGAGAGGCUUUGGUGGGAGAGGCAUCGGUGGCAGGGGCAUUGGCGGAAGAGGCGGCAUUGGCGGAUUCGGUGGUGGUCGUGGAGGAGGCGGAGGCAGAGGCUAGCUAGUUAG
This is a messenger RNA of Amyelois transitella, 539 nucleotides long. RefSeq lists its product as uncharacterized. The transcript has 3 exons. The record is from RefSeq and is a predicted model, not a curated record. Bases 253 to 531 code for a protein of 92 amino acids. Lineage: Eukaryota; Metazoa; Arthropoda; Insecta; Lepidoptera; Pyralidae.